UCAAAAACUGCAAAUGAAAGCUAUCUUUUCCGCCAGGGCUCGCACAUGAGGCAAAGGAAGGACCUGUACUUUGGUGAUGGACAAAGGAAAAAGGACUGGCAUGAUAAAGAAGCUAUAAGGAGGGACUUGGAGCGCACAGGAAAUGGAGAGCAAGGUAAACCAUACCCAAUGAUGGACGCAGAGCGAGUAGACCAAGCGUACAGGGAAAAUGGCUUCAAUAUCUUUGUCAGCGAUAGAAUUUCCCUUAAUCGCUCUCUUCCAGACAUCAGACACCCCAACUGCAAGAACAAGCUGUAUCUGGAGAAGCUCCCAAACACUAGCGUGAUAAUCCCGUUCCACAAUGAAGGAUGGUCAUCUCUUCUCCGGACAGUGCAUAGUGUCCUAAAUCGCUCCCCGCCUGAGCUGAUUGCGGAGAUUGUGCUGGUGGAUGAUUUUAGUGACAGAGAACAUCUCAAGAAGCGCCUGGAGGAUUAUAUGGCCCAGUUUCCAAGCGUGAGGAUCCUCCGAACCAAGAAGAGAGAAGGAUUAAUAAGAACGCGAAUGCUGGGUGCCUCUGUGGCAAUCGGAGACGUUAUCACCUUCUUGGACUCUCACUGCGAGGCCAACGUCAACUGGCUACCACCUCUGCUAGACCGCAUCGCCCGGAACCGCAAGACGAUCGUGUGCCCGAUGAUCGACGUGAUUGACCACGACCACUUUGGCUACGAGACCCAAGCGGGCGAUGCGAUGCGGGGGGCAUUUGACUGGGAGAUGUAUUACAAGCGGAUCCCUAUUCCACCCGAGUUACAGAAACCCGAUCCCAGUGACCCUUUCGAGUCUCCUGUAAUGGCCGGAGGACUGUUUGCAGUCGAUAGAAAGUGGUUCUGGGAGCUGGGAGGGUAUGAUGCAGGUCUGGAGAUAUGGGGAGGAGAACAGUAUGAAAUAUCCUUUAAGGUGUGGAUGUGCGGCGGCCGCAUGGAGGACAUCCCUUGCUCCCGAGUGGGCCAUAUCUACAGGAAAUAUGUGCCAUACAAGGUCCCGACCGGAGUCAGCCUGGCACGGAACCUGAAACGUGUGGCCGAGGUGUGGAUGGACGAGUACGCCGAGUACAUCUACCAGCGGAGGCCGGAGUACCGGCACCUCUCCGCCGGGGACGUGGCUGCCCAGAAGGAGCUGCGCGGCAACCUCAACUGCAAGAGCUUCAAGUGGUUCAUGAACGAGGUGGCCUGGGACCUGCCCAAGUUUUACCCGCCGGUGGAGCCCCCAGCUGCAGCGUGGGGAGAGAUCCGGAAUCUGGGCACCGGCCUGUGCGUAGACACGAAACACGGCGCGUUGGGAGCCCCGCUGCGGCUGGAAACCUGUGUGAAAGGCAGAGGGGAGGCAGCUUGGAACAACGUGCAGGUGUUCACGUUCAGCUGGCGAGAGGACAUCCGUCCCGGAGACCCGCAGCACACCAAGAAGUUCUGCUUCGAUGCCAUUUCCCACAGCAGUCCCGUGACCCUCUACGACUGCCACGGGAUGAAGGGGAACCAGCUCUGGCGAUACAGAAAAGACAAGACCCUCUACCACCCAGUGAGCAGCAGCUGCAUGGACUGCAGCGAGAGCGACCGUAAGAUCUUCAUGAACACCUGCAACCCCUCCUCUCCCACCCAGCAGUGGCUCUUUGAACACAUGAACUCAACAGUCCUGGAAAAAUUUAACCGGAACCUCGACCUUUAAAGACUGCAGAUCUCUCUCGUGCUCUUGCUCUACGUUUUUACUGGGGAGGGUGACAGAAAAAUUUUUUAAAGAGUAAUUUUUUUUAAAAACAAUAGGUAAUUAAGGUAAAAGGGAGAAUCUCAGGAGGGGGCAUGGCGGGCAGGCCAGGCUUUAUUUUGAAGAUGCUGCAUCCUCUUGCGGGGACGGUGAGAUUGCAGGCGGCUUGGCCAGAGUCGUUUCUGGGGCCGAGGUGGGAGCCGGAGCUCUGGAUUUAGAGGGCUCUGCAGGAUACGCUCUGAGUGCGGAUGGGGUCCUUCCUUCCCCAGCUGGGGUGGCCACGAGCGAUCGCUGUGCCCUGCACGCAGUUCAGUGCUGCCCUCCCCUUCUGCCACCACAGUUCCAGAUAGGCACUUUACCUCUAGGCAUCCCUUGCACUCGAGCAUACAGCCCAGGGCCCGUGUAAUGGAGACCUUGGCACACAGACACGGGCUUCCAGUGCAGCAGAACAGAGAACAACCUGGCACGGAGCAUGUCUUCUGUGCCCCCCAGUUUAAAAUACACCCAGGACAGCUCGGACCUCCUCAGCAUCUUCCAGAGGAAGACAUGAGUACAAGGGAUGUAUUGCAUGGGGCGGCAGGGCCAGGUGUUGAAACACAUUUCUGUAAAUGGUGGGCAGCAGUGGGAAACAUCCGUGCAUCUUACUGUCUGCCUCCCAUUACUGGGUCUUGCCGUGCCAAGGAGCAGGAAAGGGUUUUCUUGUCAAUGUUGCAGGCUGCAGCUCGGGUAGUCGUGGCACCUUGUACUUCUAAAGGACGAAAAGCACCGAGUACAAGCCCCCGGGCAGCAGGAGGCAGCCUGAGAGCACCCCAGGGCUUUGUGCAGGAAAAGCCCGCUCCAGGGAGCAGCCCCAUUUUCUUCUCAAGUCUUAAGACCAAAUUCAUACGGAGUACAGACAGCUGCACUUUGCUGAAUCCAGCUCCAGGGCUGUACGUGGGCCUUGGUCUUCCAUGACCCUAUCGUUCAUCUGUCCGCAGUUUGUGGCUGUUCCCAUGGUAAAUACUGGAGCUUACACCACUGUUAGGGAGCCCCCAGGAGGACACGGCUUUAGAGCAGCGGUUCUCACCUGGGAUGCCACGAGACCCUUUUCAAGAUGCCACGCAAUACUAGCACUAUUCGGUGCAUAAACACCUACAUGUGAUUGCCAAGAUAAACCCAGAGAUUUCAAGCAAUGGUGCUGCUGAAUGCCAAAGUGUUAUGGAGGGUGCCUGGGAUCUGACAAGCUUGAGAGCCACUGCUUUAGAGCAUUAGUCUUCGUGCCCGUGUCACACUGCCACGUACCCUUCAUGUGAUGGGCAGCCUCUUUGCUUCAAGCAGGAUUCAGAACUGGGAUGGAAGGAAGGAAAGUGCAGGCUAAGGACACGGUGGGCUCUGCCUCUUGGAUGUCUGCAGCAGGUUAAUAUGCUGUCUGGAGUAUGCUGGGUGCUGGGCAAUAGGGAUUUGGGACUAGCUCGUCUUGAUUUAUUGGUAACGAAAAUAGCCAGAGGGUUUUGCUGGGAUUUGCUGGUGAGCUGGGCCUCUGGCCACACUGUCAGGUGGGGCAUCCGCUCUUCAACUCAUGUCCUAGGAAACCUUCGUGGUAGAUGCUUGCAGCAGAGAGCGAGCAGUGACCAGCUCUAGGUGAUGGCAGGACUCAUAAGUCACCGCGCAGUUAACUCUUGCCAAGAUGCUGCCCACACGCAUUUGCCAUGCCAUUGCCCAGCUCUCAGUUUGACCUGCUGUCUCCACAGGCAUGAUAGGAAAGGGAGGCAUGGGCAUCAGGAAGGGCUGAACCACUGGCUUGGGAAGAGCAGCCAUGAGGUUGCAGGAAGACCUGAUAAGUCUGCACCUUCUGCAGCAACAAAAAAGCUCCACGAUCCAGGCUUCUUCCUCACCACGCUGCACGAGGGAGCUCCCUGGCAGCUCCCCUCUCUCCUACAAGGCAGGACUUCAGCCGUUCAUGCUGCAACACUUUGGGAGGGCCUCGGAUGCCUCUUGGCAUGCCUACAUACUUCAGUGCAGGCUACUUAUGUGCAUGGGAGUGGGUGGAGGUUUCAUUUUAGGAUGCUGCCACUUGCUGUGUUGUGCCCCAUUGGGAGGGUGGAGAGGAGAGCAUGGCACACACGAGUGCCCUUUCUUGAGCGGUGUUUCUGGUCCCCCGAGAGCAGCAGCCAGCUCCAGCAGUGGAGGCUGUAGGGCCCAGACCCACGUUGCACCGGGUCACCAUUAGCUGAUUAAGGGACCCUUUUGCUUUGAGAGUGUCUGUAGGGGGGAGCCCUUCCUCUUUCCUGGGGGAGAGCACUGGUUUCCAGAGCUUUGAAUGUCUGUCGGGUGCUUCCUCAAAGUUAUUAAUGCUUUCGUUAGCCUGGCGGUACUGACUGCCGAGCGCUAAAUGGCCUGACGAGAUGUCUUUAUGAAUGUUUUAGUACCCAUGGAACAAGAAGCCGUUUGUAUGAGAAUGGCACCAGUUUAUUAUAAUAGGGACACCAAGUCAGUAAAUGAUCUAUAAAUCUAUGGCAGGUCAUUCCCCUGCAGCUAGUAACAUUAGCGCCUGCAUUUUAGUUCCUCACCUAAUGAAAGGAUCUGCUUCUGUUUGAGUUAUGUGACUGGCUUUGUACUUGGGCUCACCUUGUGAGCAAAGUUUGGAGCUCUCCAUUGCUCAGCUUUUGGCCGAUGCUGGCUGCAGAGAGGAGGUAGCGAUAGGAAAGGCAGCCUUUUGCCUACCAGUCAGCAAUCUGAAUUGGGCUCAGAGAAACUGGCUGGCAGCCUGCGCCCGAUGAGUAGGUGGGCUUAACGCAGUCCCUGCUUGAUGCACACGUGCCCGCUGACACCGGCACCGUGGCUAUCAGACUCGGCACAGAAGCUGAGAAGCUGUCCUCUCCAAAACUAACCCAUCCAGGUGUGUUGCUGACCCAUUUGACAAAGCACUGGGUUUUGGGUGGAGCAUCCUGUGAAUUCCCAGCGUCUCUGCCUGCUCGUUUGGUGGUAUCCUCAAUCUGUUAAUUUAUUGGCAUUAAUUAUACGUGUCGGUACCCCACAGGCUUUGAAGACUAAUGGGUAGUAUUACCAUUGCCAGCCCCCCUGCUGACUGAGAAAUAGAAAUUGUAUUUCACCAUCCACAUCUUUAAUUGAGUUUCUGCUGGGCAGGCCAGUUAAUUAUUCCAAUUACUUUUAGUUAUUUAUAAGUAAAAUUGCUCAGGCAUGAAUCCAUAGGCAUCCUCAUGUUUGCAUGUGAGUCAGGUUUGGGGCUUUCACGCCAUUGAGCCCUUAAUGGGAAGCACAUGCUCUUUGUUUUUACCCCCAAAAUGGUUAUUUACAGCGUUACCCUUGGCUGCAUAAGUCACGCUGCUUGAAGCACCGCUGGGCAUCAUGCCCACGAGGUGCUCUGGGAUCUGCAUGGACAUAGGUGUGCACCGAGCGCUCUUCCAGCUCGUGCUUGUUUCAUAGCGGUGCUAACGCCCGACCCUGCGAGCAGACAAAAUGGGGUUGGUGUCCUGUGCGCUUUAGAAAGGAGUGUUUUGGGGGGGGUUUUUUUUUUCUUUUUUCUCCCCUUCCCCAAGAGGAAUGAUGGGCUGGGCUUCAUGGAAGAGGAAUACAGCAUCCUUAAAAUAAAGACGUGCCUUUUUAAAUGCAAAUGGACAGCAAAUGCUUAAACUUGAACCAAUUCCUAGUGCCUUGCUGGACAAGA
Molecule: messenger RNA, 5401 nt
Organism: Alligator sinensis (Chinese alligator)
Lineage: Eukaryota; Metazoa; Chordata; Crocodylia; Alligatoridae
Gene: GALNT10
Product: polypeptide N-acetylgalactosaminyltransferase 10
Exons: 12
Coding region: 46-1698 (550 amino acids)
Cellular component (GO): Golgi apparatus
Source: RefSeq, a predicted model, not a curated record